AUGUCUCCGCUCGGCGCUUCAGCAACCGCCUCGGGGCUGAUCCCUGCACAAACCCAGCAUCACAUCUCCACAUAUUGCUCUCUGUCUCCAGCCUAUCAGCGAGCAUUGCAAUUUCGGGCUACUGGGAAGCGCGAAGCCAGGCUAUGCCUAGAAGCAUGA
Heterobasidion irregulare TC 32-1 is the source of this 159-nucleotide messenger RNA. RefSeq lists its product as uncharacterized. Lineage: Eukaryota; Fungi; Basidiomycota; Agaricomycetes; Russulales; Bondarzewiaceae. The transcript is spliced from 2 exons. The record is from RefSeq and is a predicted model, not a curated record. The coding region runs from base 1 to 159 and encodes 52 amino acids.